UAGCUUUUGAGACUGAUGAAACAUUAAACCAACGAUUAAUGUUCAUAUAAUUUCAAUCAUAUAACUUUUCGAUUUGCUCAAAAAUAAAAUCAGAAAAACCAUUUAAAAAAAAAUAAAAUAACCGACAAAAAAUCCAAUAAAUUUUUAACAAACAAACACUCAUCAGUAUAGCUGAAACUAGAUUGGACCACUUCAUUAAUGUGACACAUAUCAUAUAGUAAUAAAUAUAAUAUAAUAAAAUACAAAUUUCUACUUUAACCCCACGUCUUACAUUUUUUUAAUAUCACGCUGAACCAUUACUGAUUAGUAAUGACCUUAGAGUUAAUUAGAAUAUUAAUCAAAUCCCAUUACCAUGUCACAACCAUUUAUAGCCAUCAGUCUUCGUCAUUAAAUUAAUUAAUCUCCUCCACCUUCCUUAAUUAUCUUAAUUGAAUAUCCCUUUCUCCCUAAUCCCACCGCCAAAUUUAUUAUUAUUAUUUUUUUUAAAAAAAAAAUAAUCAGAUUAUACAGCUCAAAUACCGUUGCAGUUUCCACGACGCCAUAGAUAGUGGUCGUUACUCGUUAACCCAUUUUCUUCUUCUUCUCUACUGUAAAACUUUUCAACUAAUUUUCUUCGUAUUUUUGUUCUCCAUAGAUUUAUUUUUUUCUUUGAAUUCAUUGAAAAAGUGAAAAAAAAUUAUGAGAGAGAGCUCAAGGCAACAGCAUCAAACUCAGAGAAGUUGGGCUGAAAAAUUGUGUUUCGGUUGCACGUGCCUACAGCUUUUUUGGCCGCGAGUGGUGAUGCGUAAAUGGCUCAAUAUUAGUGCUAAGGAUUCCGAUUACAGUGCUGACCCUGACUCUGAUGUCGGCUCCGAUUCCGGUUCCGAUUCCGACCAAGAAUUCUGUGACUGGCCGAGGCAGUCGGGGCUGAACGAUGCAAAAGACGGGAAAGUUGGAAUUGAUGAUGCUCUUCCAAAAAUAAGAAGGCGAAAAUCAGAAACAUUUAGGGCACAGUAUAUUAACGCUAAAGAAAUUAGAUUACCGAGUUUGGGUGCUUCCAGAGUAUGUGUCGGCACAUGGAACGUUGCAGGAAGAUUUCCUCCAGAAGAUCUUGAACUUGAUAGCUGGUUGGAUGUUAAUGAGCCUGCUGACAUCUAUGUGAUUGGAUUUCAGGAAGUUAUACCUUUAAAUGCUGGCAACAUAUUUGGUGCUGAAGAUAACCGCCCAAUUUCAGUUUGGGAGGACAUCAUUCGCGAAAGUCUGAAUAAAGUCUCACCAGUGAAUAAGUUUAAAUCCUUUAGUGAUCCUCCUUCUCCAUCAAGGUUUAGGCCAUCCGAAGAUGCCCCUGAUAUAGAAGAAGAAAUUGCUUUUGAAUCUGACAGUGGCAGUGAGGAGGAAAUUGUCCCAAUAAAUGAAGAGUGCAAUGACUUUGUUGAAAUCAAGGAUGGAUGUAUCAUGGAGGAUCAUAAGAUUGUGAAAAAUGAUGUAGCUGUUUUGAACAAUACUUGGGGUUUGGAGCCAAUCAAUGAGGAGUUUCAAAAGCAAUUUCCUUCUUCAAAAAAGCUAGACAGGCUGAAUUGCUUUAGACCAGACGAGGAGGAAGAAGAAACAGGAGAAUCAAAUUUACAGUUUGCCAAAAAAUUGACAAAAACACUUAGUGGGACAGAAAGAAUUGGUCUUUGCUGGCCAGAGAAACCAUUGGAUCUUCUGGGCCAACAUGUUUCAGAAAGACCUGGUUCCUUCAAAUCAAUGAAAUCAUUGAAAGCUUCUAAAUCUUUUAACACUUACAGUUCUUUUAAGUUGACUGUUAAUGGUCAGAAUAGAACACAAUCAGAUGCAAAUCUGCUUGCAGGACUAGACCUUGAAGCUUUGAUUAAUAGGAAAAGGAAACCAUCUUAUGUGAGGAUUGUGAGCAAGCAAAUGGUUGGAGUUUUUCUUAGCGUAUGGGUUCGUAGGGGCCUAAGAAAGCAUAUACAGAAUUUGAAUGUAUCUACAGUCGGUGUUGGAGUAAUGGGCUACAUAGGUAACAAGGGAUCAGUAUCUGUGAGCAUGUCAAUAUAUCAGACUUUCUUUUGCUUUGUCUGUACUCACCUUACAUCGGGUGAGAAGGAGACAGAUGUAGUCAAAAGAAACACUGAUGUCCAUGAAAUUCAUCGAAGAACACAUUUCAAUGCAUUUUCGUUAAUCGGACUUCCUAAGAGCAUCCAUGAUCAUGAGCGAAUAAUCUGGCUGGGAGAUCUUAACUAUCGUAUAAAUUUGCCAUAUAAUAGAACGCGGGAGCUGAUAGCAAAAAAGGACUGGUGUAAGUUGAUUGAAUAUGAUCAGCUCAGCAAAGAGUUCAAGAAAGGUCGUGCAUUUGAUGGGUGGUCUGAAGGUACUUUAAACUUUCCGCCGACUUACAAGUAUGAAGUAAACUCAGAAAAGUAUUGUGGAGAGGAUCCAAAGGCCGGGAGACGUAAUCCAGCAUGGUGUGAUCGAAUCCUAUCAUUCGGGAAGGGAAUAAGGCUGUUGCGUUAUGGAAGAUCUGAACUUAAGUUUUCAGAUCAUCGACCUGUCUCUGCCACAUAUAUGGUAGAGGUUGAGGUAUUUAGCCCGAGGAAGUUGCAACGGGCCCUCACUUUUACUGAUGCGGAAAUUGCAAAGGAGGAAAUUGUCACAAAUAUGGGAUUAGAGAAUGGAAUGAGCCGAUUCAUAUCAGACCAGGGUGAAUCUUGUUGGAUGCGGUAAACAGUUGAAGAGGCUGAAAGAUGGAAUUUCCAGGACUCGCGAUUUUUCAUGAGUAACGGUUCUGCAUAUAUUGUUUUAAUUUUUUAUUCUUCACUCUUGAUCAGGCAGGCUGUAUAUUGUGUUUAAUUAGGUGAUGCAUGUUUACUGUAUAUUGUUUGUUGUUCAGACUUGUAAGUGAGUGAGCUCAUUUUUGUAGUCUUCCUUCUUAGUCUGGGCUUUUUCCAGCAUGAAUUUAUGAAGCAGUUGUACAGCAAUGUCCCCAAUAUUGUUUAACAAUACAUAUAAUAGAAUGAGUUUGUUAAUGUCCA
Messenger RNA from Solanum lycopersicum (tomato), 3014 nucleotides. The record is from RefSeq and is a predicted model, not a curated record. NCBI's taxonomy places the organism in Eukaryota, Viridiplantae, Streptophyta, Magnoliopsida, Solanales, Solanaceae.